AUUUAAAAAGUGGGAAUUUAUCGAUAGUAUUGGAGCUUUAUAAAUAAGUAUAUUUCAAAUUUAAUAUUUUCGCUACAAUUUUUAAUUUUAAUAAUUACGAUCUCCAGCUGCUUCAAGAAUUGGAAUAUGAUCAAAAUGGAGUCACUGCCAAAUAGAUCGAUAUUGUUCCGUAAUGUUACGUAUUGUUGCUGAUUUUUCUAUUUAUUGCAUGAUAAAUAGAGCAUGGAAUGGAUGGAUCAUGUCCACUUUUGCUUCCAUCCUUUGAGGAAAAGGACAAUUCUGAAACUUCAUAUUCAUCCCAAAAGAUUGGUUUAUAUAGACCAACAUCAGAUACUAUUGAUUUAGGAUAUCAUACAUUAGAUAAUAAUGCCUGCCGUUCAUCAUCUGCAUCAACUAUUAUACCAGUUCCAAUUAGACAACAAAUUUUAUUGCAACAGAAGUGCAUUUAUGUAACAGAUUUGUGUCAAUUGGAUGAUACUUUAUUAUUGAAGAUAUUUAGUUGGUUGGGUACCAGAGAUCUAUGUUCCAUUGCUCAAACUUGCAGACGUCUUUGGGAAAUAGCAUGGCAUCCAUCUCUUUGGAAAGAAGUAGAAAUAAGAUAUCCGCAAAAUGCAACAGUUGCAUUAAAUGCCUUAACCAGACGAGGAUGUCAUACAUAUAUUCGUCGUCUAAUAAUUGAAGGUGCUAUUGGUUUAACUGGAAUUUUUGCCCAAUUACCGUUUUUAAGCUUAACUUCAUUAGUUUUACGACAUUCUCGACGUGUUACAGACACAAAUGUGACAGUUAUCUUAGAUAAUUGCAUACAUCUAAAAGAAUUGGACUUAACAGGAUGUAUUAGUAUAACAAGAGCAUGUAGUCGAAUAACUACAUUACAAUUACAAUCAUUAGAUCUUAGUGAUUGUCAUGAUGUGGAAGAUUCUGGCUUAGUAUUGACAUUAUCUCGCAUGCCACAUCUUGCUUGUUUGUACUUACGACGAUGUGUGCGUAUAACUGAUGCAACUCUUAUUGCAAUUGCCUCUUAUUGUGGCAGUUUGCGUCAAUUAUCUGUUUCGGAUUGUGUAAAAAUCACUGAUUUUGGAGUACGUGAAUUAGCAGCACGUCUUGGCCCAUCUUUGCGUUAUUUUUCAGUAGGAAAAUGUGAUCGUGUAUCAGAUGCUGGUCUAUUAGUUGUUGCUAGGCAUUGUUAUAAAUUGAGAUAUUUAAAUGCUCGUGGCUGUGAAGCACUUAGUGAUAGUGCUACGUUAGCUUUGGCACGUGGAUGCCCACGUUUAAGAGCUCUUGAUAUAGGAAAAUGUGAUAUUGGUGAUGCAACUCUUGAAGCCCUUUCUACUGGUUGUCCAAAUUUGAAAAAAUUGUCUUUGUGUGGUUGUGAACGUGUCACAGAUGCUGGAUUAGAAGCAUUAGCAUAUUAUGUACGAGGAUUAAGACAACUCAAUAUUGGUGAAUGUUCUAGAGUUACAUGGGUUGGAUACAGAGCAGUAAAACAUUAUUGCCGUAGAUGCAUUAUAGAACACACAAAUCCUGGUUUUUCAAGCUGAGUCUUUUAAACUAUUUUUUACUAAUAUUAUUACAAUCUAUUUAUUAACAAUAUUUUUGUAUGUUUUAGUAUUUUAAAUAUCAAUUUGUAAAAAAGACGGCUAACACUAUAUAUAUAUAUAUAUAUAUAUAUAUAUGUAUGUAUAAUACGUGUCAUUUAUACGUAUAUUUUAUAUACAUUGUGUGAUUUGUAAUAUGCAAGGAAACAUUUCUCAUUAUUUAUUGAUUUUAUAACUUAAUAUACAAAAAUUAAUAUUAAAGUUCAAUGUAAUAUGUAUAUUUAUUUUAUAAAUAAACAUUUUUUUUAAUUU
Molecule: messenger RNA, 1847 nt
Organism: Apis florea (little honeybee)
Lineage: Eukaryota; Metazoa; Arthropoda; Insecta; Hymenoptera; Apidae
Gene: Fbxl7
Product: F-box and leucine-rich repeat protein 7
Biological process (GO): SCF-dependent proteasomal ubiquitin-dependent protein catabolic process
Cellular component (GO): SCF ubiquitin ligase complex; cytoplasm
Molecular function (GO): protein binding
Source: RefSeq, a predicted model, not a curated record